Molecule: messenger RNA, 2184 nt
Organism: Mangifera indica (mango)
Lineage: Eukaryota; Viridiplantae; Streptophyta; Magnoliopsida; Sapindales; Anacardiaceae
Product: probable GABA transporter 2
Exons: 7
Coding region: 297-1655 (452 amino acids)
Cellular component (GO): plasma membrane
Source: RefSeq, a predicted model, not a curated record
CAACCGGGUUCUAGCUAGAAUUGAACAUUAACUUUAAUCCGGGCUCGAGAAGCCCCAGGCCGAUAAGGUAAUUUAACAGCACAGAUUGUUACAGGCAAAACCAAAAUCUUUUCUCAAGUGAUAUACUCACCGAUCCCUUCCCUCUGGUUUUCCAAAGCCAGUCCAGAUGAACCGCAUUCAAAGUGGGCGAGCGGCUAGCGAAGCUGUUUUGACUGCGAUGAUGGCUCCAAGAAGUUCUUUAUUAAGUCUCUCCUUGUUAUGAACAAAAAAACAAAAUACAUAUACGUCCUAAGAAAAUGGCACAUCCUCCUCAAGCGGAACGCUUCCCCGAGUCCGCCCCAGACGCAGACGCCGGUGUCCUUUUUGUUCUCGAGUCAAAAGGGAAGUGGUGGCAUGCGGGGUUUCAUCUGACGACGGCGAUAGUGGGACCGACGAUAUUAACGUUACCGUACGUGUUCAGAGGGCUUGGAUGGGGUCUGGGGUUUACGUGUUUAACGGUGAUGGGGUUGGUGACAUUUUACUCUUACUAUCUGAUGUCGAAGGUGCUAGACCACUGUGAGAAAGGUGGUCGUCGCCACAUCAGAUUCCGCGAACUGGCUGCCGACGUUUUGGGCUCAGGAUGGAUGUUUUAUUUUGUGAUUCUGAUUCAAACAGCCAUCAAUACUGGAGUUGGAAUAGGAGCAAUCUUGCUUGCAUCGGAGUGCCUCCAGAUAAUGUAUUCAAAUCUUUCCCCCAAUGGGUCUUUGAAACUGUACGAGUUCGUAGCAAUGGUGACAUUUGUUAUGAUACUGCUCUCUCAGCUUCCCACUUUCCACUCACUCAGACACAUCAACCUCGCUUCUCUUCUUCUAAGCUUGGGCUACACUUUCCUUGUAGUUGGUGCUUGUAUUAAUGCAGGUCUCUCCAAAAAUGCUCCAUCAAAGGACUAUUCCCUGGAAUCUUCAAAAUCAUCUAGGCUUUUUAGUGCCUUCACUUCCAUCUCCAUAAUAGCUGCCAUUUUUGGAAAUGGUAUACUACCUGAAAUACAGGCAACUCUGGCUCCACCUGCCACUGGGAAGAUGGUAAAAGGCCUUCUAAUGUGCUACAGUGUCAUUUUUGUUACUUUCUAUUCGGCAGCAGCUUCUGGUUAUUGGGCAUUUGGGAACAAAGCUGAAUCAAACAUUCUCAAGAGCCUACUGCCUGAUAAUGGACCUUCCUUCGCUCCUGCACUGGUUGUUGGUCUCGCAGUUCUGUUUGUUCUUCUUCAACUGUUUGCCAUUGGCUUGGUUUAUUCUCAAGUAGCUUUUGAGAUCAUGGAGAAGAAAUCAGCUGACGUAAAACAAGGGAUGUUUUCAAAAAGAAACCUUAUCCCUAGGAUCAUUCUUCGGACGCUAUACGUGAUAUUUUGUGGAUUUAUGGCAGCAAUGCUUCCAUUCUUUGGAGACAUUAAUGGAGUUGUAGGAGCAAUUGGAUUUAUCCCCCUAGACUUCAUCCUGCCAAUGCUUCUUUACAACAUGAGCUUGAAACCUCCCAAAUCCUCCCUCAUCUAUUGGAUCAACAUUACUAUCAUGGUUGUUUUUACAGGUGCAGGAUUGAUGGGUACAUUCUCCUCUGUAAGGAAGUUGAUUCUCGACGCUAACAAGUUUAAGCUCUUUAGUAGUGAUGUGGUGGCCUGAACAUAUAUGAAUGAAAAUCUCUGAAGAUGUACUGGGUAAAUUGAGUUGCCCUUCUUCUCAGAGAAAAUUUGCCUCUGGUGUGAAUUAGUUGUAUCAUAAUAUGCAUAUUUAGACUGUCUAUAUUUUCAAGAAUAUAAUUUAUAGGCAGUCUAACCAUGCAUAUUUUAAAGGUUCCAAAUGAUAUUUUCUACUCCUCUUCUGAGAAUCCACCAUGCUUGAUGUUAGGCCUUGACUCUUACCAAGAGCUCAAAUAUAUACAUAAAUAUGCAAAAAGAUCCACAAGUAGACAGAAAAAAUCAUACCAAUCAUCUGAGGAAGAGCCUUGAGUUUAGCAUGCUCUACUGGUGACCAAGGUCCCUUCUUGACCUUGUUGCAGCAACAAAGGUUUAGUGAAAUUGAAGUGACAGCAGGCAGGAAAAUAUCCCAAAUCAAGCAAUCUCAAAGAAUGUUUUUCAAUGUUGUUCUUGAUUUAGUUAUUGACACCAACUAAUAUCUCAUGAAAUGUGAACUUGAUGUCUCUUUAUCUUUA